AUGGUUAGAUUGCACGAAAACACCAACCCCAAAAGAAUCGGUAGAGGAGUACGACAGGGGGAUACUAUGUCACCCAAAUUGUUUAUCGCUGUUUUGGAAAGCGCCUUCAAGAUGCUUGAAUGGAGCGGAAAGGGUUUAAAUAUAGAUGGCUUGAACUUCACGGAUGAUAUAGCUCUGUUCGCGACAACCUACAAGAUAUCAGGAAAAUGUUUGAAGAUCUUCGGGAAUGCUCAGGUCAGGCUGAAAAUUAACAUAUCGAAGACAAAAUGCAUGCCGAAUCUGGUCCCUAGUGCAAAUAUUGCCAUUGGUAACCAUGAUGUGGAUUUGGUGGAUAGAUACAUAUAUCUGGGUCAUGAAAUACGAAUCUUAAGAGACAACCAAACAUGCAAGUUGAAAAAAAGAAUUACGCUUUCUUGGGUUGCGUAUGGCAGUCUUGGGAAUGUGUUUAAGAGUAAUCUCCCAGUUUGUCUGAACCUUAACUCUAACUGUCACAUCUGCUAA
Coccinella septempunctata (seven-spotted ladybird) is the source of this 501-nucleotide messenger RNA. RefSeq lists its product as uncharacterized. NCBI's taxonomy places the organism in Eukaryota, Metazoa, Arthropoda, Insecta, Coleoptera, Coccinellidae. The record is from RefSeq and is a predicted model, not a curated record. The coding region runs from base 1 to 501 and encodes 166 amino acids. The transcript has a single exon.